Tachysurus fulvidraco (yellow catfish) is the source of this 1228-nucleotide messenger RNA. Its product is annotated as putative GPI-anchored protein pfl2. The coding region runs from base 1 to 1032 and encodes 343 amino acids. Lineage: Eukaryota; Metazoa; Chordata; Actinopteri; Siluriformes; Bagridae. The transcript is spliced from 3 exons. The record is from RefSeq and is a predicted model, not a curated record.
AUGGAUCCAGCAGAAAUCUUGUUUUGCCUAUUUCAGGAGGAUUCCCCAGUCGAGGAAUAUGCUGAGGUAUUCGUGGACCUGUGUAACCAGGUCAGCUUUGGAGAGAAGACUCUCAAGGACAUCUUCAGGUAUAGACUAGAGAACAUCCUGCGCUACUUAAUGCCGACUAGACGAGAGAUAGGAUCGUUGUGGGAUUUCGUCAACUUGGCGUUGCUCCUGGGCGGGUCCUCAGUAACCCCCCUGCCCUCCGACACUGCUUUGGUCUCGGGCUUUGCCUCCAGCACCACCCUGGCCGCCAACUCCGCUUUGGUCCCUGGCUCGACCUGCAGCACCACCCUGGUCUCCGGUUCUACUCUUGUCUCUGGCGCCGCCUCCAGCACCACCCUGGUCACCUACUCUUCCGGCUCCGCCCUGACCUCCCGCUCUUCCGGCUCCGCCCUGACCUCCCGCUCUUCCGGCUCCGCCCUGACCUCCCGCUCUUCCGGCUCCGCCCUGACCUCCCGCUCUUCCGGCUCCGCCCUGACCUCCCGCUCUUCCGGCUCAGCCCUGACCUCCCGCUCUUCCGGCUCAGCCCUGACCUCCCGCUCUUCCGGCUCCGCCCUGACCUCCCGCUCUUCCGGCUUCGCCCUGAUCUCCCGCUCUUCCGGCUUCGCCCUGGCCUCCCGCUCUGCUGGCUCUGCCCUGGCCUCCCGCUCUGCUGGCUCUGCCCUGGCCUCCCGCUCUGCUGGCUCUGCCCUGGCCUCCCGCUCUGCUGGCUCUGCCCUGGCGUCCCGCUCUGCUGGCGCCACCCUGGCCUCCUGCUCUGCCGGUGCCUGGUUUGGCUCUGUAGCCCACGGACCCCGAAUUCAUGAUUAUGGAAUACAUACAUUUCACAAAAGUUCUACAACAUUAACUGUGAAAUCCGUCAGAAACCAGGACAAGGACUGGAGUGGAUCGGGCGCAUUGAUGCUGGCACUGGCACAAUAUUCACUCAGUCUCUACAGGGCCAAUUCUCCAUCAGUAAAGACACCAAUAAAAACUUGCUGUACCUAGAAGUGAAAAGUCUGAAAGCUGAAGACACGGCAGUUUAUUACUGUGUACGAGAGUCACACUGACACAACAGGCUCCAGAGCUGUACAAAAACUUACACAAGCACGUCAUCGUGAGCUGUAAAUAUUCCCUCAGCAGGAAGCUGCACCCCAGAGACCUUUAUUAUAAACAACAUCAUCUAUUCACACUCAGCACUCAG